GAGCUUUCUACUGUAUUCAUUUCCGGUAUUUUGAUAUUUGUAAACAACAUGCCUGACUCGUGUCGGGACCAAACCGAGACAGAAAAAGAAAAUUCCCCAAAUAUUAUAACCACAGUUUCAAAGUUUGCUGAUGAAAAUCUCACUUUUAUCCGGAGCGUCAGUGCAGGGCUCGCGGUAGCUGGUGUGAUCAUAAUAGCGCGGAGCAUCAGGCUGACGACCAAGUUCGGCUCUCCGUCCGAAAUCCCGAGCCGCUUCAUCGAGAGAAACGUCAGCAUCAGAGGAAAAGUCCGAAGUGUAACGGAAAGAGGGCUCGAAGUGGAACACAUCCCGAUUCAUGUCCCCAUAUUGUCUCCUUUACUGACUAAACGUCGGGUCGCGACCCCGCUGCAUGUGCGUUUGGCCGGGGUGGAUUUGACCCCGCAGGGCCGUGAGUGGCUCGUCCGGACUCUGAGGAGGGACGAGACGGUGUGGUUACGACUGAUCAGCCGAGAAGACGAGAGUCUACACUGCAUGGUGUCUCUCAGUGGGGGUUUUCUGUUCAACACGUGUGUUAACGAGGAGAUCCUGCGCUCCGGGUUGGGCAGGACGGCGCCUCUUCACGGCCUCGACCCUCGCUCCAGUCUCUACUGGAGGCUGCACUCGCGGCUGCUGAAGUGUGAGCUCAGGGCCGAGAAGAAGGGCCGGGGCCUGUGGAAGCAGGAGAGCGUGAGAGACAAGAUCACACAAGCCAUCAGAAAUAACAGCAUGAUCAAAGCCAUGAAGAGACUCAUACAGUGGCUGUCUAGGGCCAAGGACCAGUGAAGAAGAGGUGAUGGUGAAAAAUGAACCUCCAGCUGACAUUUUCAUGCUGAGGGAAAUGGACUUGGGUUUUAGUUUGGAUUGUGGGAUUAAAACGAGUGUGUUAAGUGUU
Silurus meridionalis is the source of this 910-nucleotide messenger RNA. It is a transcript of the gene miso1, whose product is annotated as c18h3orf33 homolog (H. sapiens). The transcript has 5 exons. The record is from RefSeq and is a predicted model, not a curated record. Bases 49 to 801 code for a protein of 250 amino acids. Lineage: Eukaryota; Metazoa; Chordata; Actinopteri; Siluriformes; Siluridae.